CAUCAGUUCCUGCUGAACAGCUCAGAAAUCGUGCCUGCUACAUAUCUGUGUGUAUCAUUAAAGCAUCAAAGUGAUUUAGGAGAGCAUACUUUGCUGUGCAUGAAAUAAAGAGGAAGAAAUUUCUAAAAAUAACAAAUUAAUACGGACAACAUAAUAAGUUGUUACCUGAAUGGGAAGAUACUUUCUUACUUACCAUGUCAGGGAUUGUCAUGAGUAGCCGUAGCCAAGAUGGUGGAGCAAAGGUUAUUCAUCGAAGGAGCAGUUUGGCAGCAUCUUUGCAUUCCAAUUUGCUCGGUCUCGGAUCUACCCACGAAUCAACGUCUUUUCACGUAGUUGGUUCAGCACGGCGAAGAUUCAGCAAUGUUAGUGAUGUGGUAUCUAGAAAGUUAUCGCACACCAUUGGCUGGAGAUCAGUAUCUGCAUCUGUGAAAAUUGCAGUGUCUCAGGGAACUUCCUUGUGUGGCCAAUACAUUCGCAAUAGAUUGAAGCGUUCAGGAAUCUUUCACCGAAAAUUGGGAUUAAAAAGAUUGAGAAGCGAAAUAAUACUUCCAGGUGGCACAGUAGUUGGAGAAGUUUAUCCGGAGCUCACAAGCAUUGGUGCAGAGUUAGAGAAAAUGCAUCCUCAUCUUUUCACAAAAAUCGGACGGCAAGUGGGAUGUAGUACCUUCAGUUCGGAACAAGCUGCCAGUGAUGUGUUGACUGAUGUAUCAAGGGAAAUGUUGAGAAACGGGGAAAUGACUUGGAGCAAGAUAAUUGCUUUGUAUGCAGUUGCUGGUGGAAUAGCAGUGGACUGUGUUCGCCAAGGAAGACCAGAGUAUCUCCCAGCUAUCCAACAUGGAAUGAUGGAAGUUCUCGAGGAUGAUUUGGCUGCAUGGAUUCAAGCUAACGGAGGAUGGAGUGCCCUGACAACUCGAUACAGGCCUGUGGUAAAACCGACUAUUUGGCAGGUUUACGGGCUUCCACUAUUCCUUUUAUUGACUAUCAUAUUCAUAGCUGUGAUAUUUCUAUAUUCAUAAAAACUUAUUUAGGAUAUUUUUAUACAAUUGAGGAAGGUAAGAGGUAUAUCAUCAGCGAAAUUUUUUCAUAAGAUACCUACAUUUAAUAUAUUGACAUUGUUAAUAGAUACAGUAGAAGACAAUUUUUAACACUUUGUGCAUUAAGUGUAGUAUACCAAAAUUCAACCAGAUUCAUAAUGUUCUAGUAGGUAUCAAACUUACGCCAAUUGUUGCCAAUAAUAUACAGUGACAUAUAACAUGGCUCGGUCUCAGUUAGUAUUAUAAGAAUACUUUAUUCGUGACAACUGGCCUACAUUGAACGACAGAUAUAUAAUAUUAUAAUUAUUGCAAAAUAAGUCCAUAAUUAUAAUUUAAUUUGGUUGGUUUUACUCUUUUCUUUCACUGAUAAAAUCGUUUUCGGAAUGUCACUGAAAUAUGUGAAAAAGUUUGGUAUAUCAGAAAUACUAAAAGUUAUUCAGAAAGAAUUAGAGAACUGUAAUAUGCUCAUAUACACAUUUAUCAGCCAUAAGGGGUUUUCAAAAAAAUUAAAUACUUUUCGAGCAACUCAGAAAUGAUGAGAUAAUCAACCAGAGGUCACAUUAAUCUUUCACAGUCGAAAUUUUUUUUCCUUCCAUAAGAAAUGCAUAGCUUCUGGGGAUGAAAUCAUGCCUAUUGUGCCUAUGUCACGACACUGAGUUAAGUAUUACAUUUCUCCUGUAAUCUGGUAGCAAAUUUUUCUCUGAAGAUUACAUUACAUCAAACAGCAUGUCCUGGAAAAUUCUUAUAAAGUCUCUCAAUCUGCGAAAAAAUUUUCUGAAAUACCUACAUAUUUUUAGUGCUUUAGCAGUGCUUUCAAAGAGACACUUUCACGUCACUUCUAUUGCUACUUUAUUACAAUGCUCUGAUAAUUCGUGAUACGUAGUACACUGACCUGAAAUCGUGAAUUACAAUUCCAAGAAGUUCAACUUCUCAGAUUCGUUGUCAAGCUUUUCCGGCUCUUCAGUUGGUUCGGACAUUAAGUGAACUUUCUAGCCACCCAUUAAAAAAAAUUUCGUUAUUGACACAUGAGCUGGUUAAGAAUGAGAAAAAUAGUGCAUGAUAAAUGAAUAUCACGAGUAUUUUCAAUGUUGAAUGGACGGACUAAUAUAGAACAAAUAAUCCUCACCUGCUCAUUGAAUGUAUUCACCGUCAGACUUAAAUACAAUUGAUUGGUUUCUUGUUUAUUUAGAAUACGAAGAUACUUUUUGCGAGCCUGUAGUACCGUAUCCAACUCUUUCUUAUGCCUGGUUGCGAGCUCCAAUGCCCUAUCAUGAAAGCGUAAAUCAGCUGUAUUUAUUGAUCAGAUAUUUAGUAUUAAAAUUCACAGAACAAUAACCUAUCAUGAAUAUACCUGUUCCAGUUAUAUAUUUUGAUAUUGGCAUGAAUCGCUUCAACAACUAAGCCAUUUUGCAGGAGGAUUCCUUCUGCAGCCAACAAAUCACCUGCCAAUAAAGUCAUUCCAGCCAGUUUUUCGAUUUUAUUUGGCAAGAGCUGUCAAAAAUUUAAUUGUUACCGACAGUGUGGUUGGAUCCUCUUUUAAUAAGCAUGAUGUGAAAUGUUAUUUUUCAACUACCAUGUAUACGUCUUAGGUAUAUUAUUUGAAAGAGUAUAAUCGCAAUAUCUGAUUGCUCAUAAGUUACAGUUGUGGUUUUCUCACCUUAAUGUACUGAAUGUAAUCAACCUUAUCAAAUCUGCCUAUAGCAGCAUAUGCCUCUUCUGCAGCACUCAACUCUUUGGCAUCUGUUGCCAUAACUGCCAUAGAAGUCCACAGUAUUUCAUUCUAAGUAAAAAUAAAUAUCUUGUAAGCUGUGUUGCAUAUAAACAUAAAUAGUCAUAUACUUUUAGUAUGUAAAAUUUUGUCAUACAACAUAUACUAUAAAAAUCAAGGUUUCUGUAAUGAUUAAUGCGAUUGUCUGUAAAAAUGUUCUAGAUCAAACUGCUAAAGACUGAAUGAAACCAUUA
Molecule: messenger RNA, 2996 nt
Organism: Neodiprion virginianus
Lineage: Eukaryota; Metazoa; Arthropoda; Insecta; Hymenoptera; Diprionidae
Product: bcl-2-related ovarian killer protein homolog B-like
Exons: 4
Coding region: 195-1016 (273 amino acids)
Biological process (GO): extrinsic apoptotic signaling pathway in absence of ligand; intrinsic apoptotic signaling pathway in response to DNA damage; regulation of apoptotic process
Cellular component (GO): mitochondrial outer membrane
Molecular function (GO): protein homodimerization activity; protein heterodimerization activity
Source: RefSeq, a predicted model, not a curated record